CCACUGAAGAACCAGUUGUAGCAAACGAGGUUGCAGUUGAACCCGCCGCUCCUGAACCGGUCAUGGAGGAGGAGAAUAACCCUCCAGCCAAGCCUGUAACAUCUAAGAAAGAGCCUAAGGCUAAAAAACCCGCUGCCCCCAGGAAGAAGACCGCUUCAGUUCAUCCUCCUUACUUUGAGAUGAUUAGCGAUGCAAUUGUGACAUUGAAGGAGAGAACUGGAUCAAGCCAGUACGCUAUAACGAAGUUCAUUGAGGAUAAGCAGAAGAAUCUUCCACCGAAUUUAAAAAAGCUGUUGCUGAAUCAAUUGAAGAAGUUUGUUGCUUCUGGUAAGCUGGUGAAAGUCAAGAGCUCCUACAAGCUUACAUCGGCUCGUUCUGCUGCUGCGGCUUCUAAGCCNAGUGCUAAGCCCAAGGGAGCCAAGGCGAAGCCCGCUGCAAAGCCCAAAGCUGCUGCCAAGCCCAAGGCGAAGCCCGCUGCCAAGGCGAAGCCCGCUGCCAAGGCGAAGCCCGCUGCCAAGGCGAAGCCCGCUGCCAAGGCAAAACCCGCUGCCAAGGCUAAGCCAGCUGCUAAGCCCAAGCCCAAAGCGACUGUUGCUGCUAAGCCCAGAGCUGCCGCUGCUAAGCCUAAAGCUACUCCUGUGAAGGCAAAGGCGGCGACUAAGCCAAAGGCAAAGGAGACGAAGCCAGCUAAGGUUGCAAGGACUGCUACCAGGACGACUCCAAGUCGGAAAGCAGCACCUAAGGUGGCGCCAGCCAAAAAGGAGCCAGCGAAGAAGACACCUGCUAGAAGCGUCAAGUCGCCAGCGAAGAAGGCCUCCACGAGGAGAGGGGGAAGGAAGUGAAAGAGCAGGAAUGGAGGAUUUGUUUGUGUAGGGGUAGUCCUGUAAAUUUCCUGAAUCUUGGUGGGUAAUUUGGGUAUUUUGCCCUUUGGAAGCUAUAGACAAUCGGGUUUUAAUUUUUUCUUCUUCGUCCACAAUGUUAGAUUUCUUUUUUUCUUUUAAUUCCCUGUAGGCAUUUGAAACAACAGUUCUACUGUACUGAUAUGUCAUUUGUAGUUAUGAGAUGGUUGGAGUUUAUGCCUUAUGCUUAUAAAUUAUUGUUCUCGUUCU
Molecule: messenger RNA, 1109 nt
Organism: Nicotiana tabacum (common tobacco)
Lineage: Eukaryota; Viridiplantae; Streptophyta; Magnoliopsida; Solanales; Solanaceae
Biological process (GO): nucleosome assembly; negative regulation of DNA recombination; chromosome condensation
Cellular component (GO): nucleosome; nucleus
Molecular function (GO): double-stranded DNA binding; nucleosomal DNA binding; structural constituent of chromatin
Source: RefSeq, a predicted model, not a curated record